Molecule: messenger RNA, 1388 nt
Organism: Odobenus rosmarus divergens (Pacific walrus)
Lineage: Eukaryota; Metazoa; Chordata; Mammalia; Carnivora; Odobenidae
Gene: GPR83
Product: G protein-coupled receptor 83
Exons: 4
Coding region: 91-1359 (422 amino acids)
Biological process (GO): neuropeptide signaling pathway
Cellular component (GO): membrane
Molecular function (GO): neuropeptide Y receptor activity
Source: RefSeq, a predicted model, not a curated record
CAGCAGCCCCGAGCGCAGCCGCGCGCCCUCCCCUCCCGGCGGACGUCGGCGCGGCGCGGGCUCGGGCUCGGGCGCCGGGGCUCGUCUAGGAUGGGCCCGCGCGGGGUGCUGCUCUGCCUGCUCCCCUUGGUGCGAGCCGCCGGGCGCCGCGAGGGCCCGGCCGACGAGCCGAGCCUGGAGGCGGCCGUGGCCGUGCCCAACGCCUCGCACUUCUUCUGGAGCAACUACACCUUCUCCGACUGGCAGAACUUUGUGGGCCGGAGGCGCUACGGGGCCGAGUCCCAGAACCCCACGGUGAAAGCCCUGCUCAUCGUGGCUUACUCCUUCAUCAUCGUCUUCUCGCUCUUCGGCAACGUCCUGGUCUGUCAUGUCAUCUUCAAGAACCAGCGAAUGCACUCGGCCACCAGCCUCUUCAUCGUCAACCUGGCGGUCGCCGACAUCAUGAUCACGCUGCUCAACACCCCCUUCACCUUGGUCCGCUUUGUGAACAGCACAUGGGUGUUCGGGAAGGGCAUGUGCCAUGUCAGCCGCUUUGCCCAGUACUGCUCACUGCAUGUCUCAGCACUGACGCUGACGGCCAUUGCUGUUGACCGCCACCAGGUCAUCAUGCAUCCGUUAAAACCGCGGAUCUCCAUCACAAAAGGCGUCAUCUACAUCGCAGUUAUCUGGACCAUGGCCACGUUCUUUUCGCUCCCACACGCCAUCUGCCAGAAAUUAUUUACCUUCAAGUACAGUGAGGACAUUGUCCGCUCCCUGUGCCUGCCAGACUUCCCUGAGCCAGCUGACCUCUUCUGGAAGUACCUGGACUUGGCCACCUUCAUCCUGCUGUACAUCCUCCCCCUCCUCAUCAUCUCCGUGGCCUACGCCCGUGUGGCCAAGAAGCUGUGGUUGUGCAACACAAUUGGGGAUGUGACCACAGAACAGUACCUGGCCCUACGGCGUAAGAAGAAGAAGACCAUCAAGAUGCUGAUGCUGGUGGUGGUCCUCUUUGCCCUCUGCUGGUUCCCCCUCAACUGCUAUGUCCUCCUCCUGUCGAGCAAGGUCAUCCAUACCAACAAUGCCCUCUACUUCGCCUUCCACUGGUUUGCCAUGAGCAGCACUUGCUACAACCCCUUCAUCUACUGCUGGCUCAACGAGAACUUCAGGGUUGAGCUGAAGGCAUUACUGAGCAUGUGCCAAAGGCUGCCCAAGCCCCAGGAGGAAAGGCCACCCUCCCCAGUUCCUUCCUUCAGGGUGGCCUGGACAGAGAAGAGCAAUGGCUGGAGGGCUCCACUAGCCAACAACCUCCUGCCCUCCUCCCAACUCCAGUCUGGGAAGACAGACCUGUCUUCUGUGGAGCCCAUUGUGGCAGUGAGUUAGAGGGGGGUUGGCGGGGGGUGGCGGCGGGG